AUGAAAAUUGGCUACACUUACCCAGCGCUGACCAGCAUAUGUGGCAGAAAACCCUCUACAAUAUCCAGGAUUAUCGCAUUUAUGACAUGUUACUUGUCCCACAUAACCCAUCUCUGUCAGUUGCAAAUGCGCCGUGGCUUGCGAGCCGCGAACCGCUCAUCGACCAAAGCUUCUGAGAUCAAAGAAAUCAGUUUCCAACUUUAUCGAUGGCACGCACGUCAAAAUUUUAAGGCCGCAUGGACGUUCAAAGUUGCAAAAUUCAGCGUAUAG
Molecule: messenger RNA, 270 nt
Organism: Lachancea sp. 'fantastica'
Lineage: Eukaryota; Fungi; Ascomycota; Saccharomycetes; Saccharomycetales; Saccharomycetaceae
Source: the annotation of a GenBank genome assembly